Mustela erminea (ermine) is the source of this 2606-nucleotide messenger RNA. RefSeq names its product megakaryocyte and platelet inhibitory receptor G6b (gene MPIG6B). Gene Ontology annotation, biological process: megakaryocyte development; platelet formation; integrin-mediated signaling pathway. The record is from RefSeq and is a predicted model, not a curated record. Gene Ontology annotation, cellular component: plasma membrane. Lineage: Eukaryota; Metazoa; Chordata; Mammalia; Carnivora; Mustelidae. The transcript is spliced from 6 exons. Bases 57 to 1079 code for a protein of 340 amino acids.
AUGAAUGAACAGGCCCAGAAAAGUUGAACGACUCUCCCACAUCACUCAGCUAGUAGAUGGCUAAGGCAGGAUUUGAACUCUGCCAGGAUGCUCCGGGCCACUGCUACCCCGCGGGAGUUAAAGUACAGGAAAGUGCUUCCAUAACCAGCAGAGCACCACUUUCAACUGAGUAUUGUCUGAGGGCUGAAAGAGAGCCAGCGAGGACUCCCAGAGGGAUCCCGGAGGCUGGUAGCCCCGCCCCGCUCUUAUCAGAGCCCCCAACCCGUGCCCCCCCCAACCCCUCUUCCCGAGUUUCUUUCCGGUCUCCUCCGCUGAUACACUUGCCGCCUAUCCCCACCACAUACAUCCCAGCCAUGGCUCUGGUUCUGCAGCUACUGCCGCUGCUACUGUCAAGGGCCCAGGGAGACCCCGGGGCUUCACUGGACGGCCGUCCCGGAGACCGGGUGAAUUUCUCCUGCGUAGGGGUCUCGCAUCCCAUCCGCUGGGCCUGGGCGCCUAGCUUCCCUGCCUGCAAGGGCCUGUCAAAAGGACGCCGCCCAAUACUGUGGGCCUCCUCGAGCGGGACCCCUACUGUGUCUCCAGUCCAGCCCUUUGCUGGUCGCCUACGUGCCCUGGACCCCAGUAUCCGGCGGCUGGAGCUGCUCCUGAGCGCAGGGGACUCAGGCACCUUUUUCUGCAGGGGCCGCCACGAAGAAGAAAGCCGUACAGUGCUUCACGUGCUAGGGGACGGGGCUGAUUGCAGGGCACCGGGGUCUACCCACGGGUCCGUGAAUCCCCAGCUCCUGAUCCCCCUGCUGGGCGCUGGGCUGGUGCUGGGAGUCGGGGCGUUGGGCGUGGUCUGGUGGUGGCGCAGACGAUCACCCCCGCACCCGCCUCGACCACUCCCCAGAUUUGAUCCACUCGCGAAAGUCGAGCCCCAGAGGCCAGUAAAGGAGGAGGAGCCUAAGACUGCAGGGGACCUGGACCAGGAGGCGAGCCUGCUCUACGCAGACCUGGAUCAUCUGGCCCUCAGAAGGCCCCUCCGGUUGUCCCCCAUGGUCCCAGCUGAUGCCUCGACCAUCUAUGCGGUUGUAGUUUGAAGGGAAGCCCUUAUUCCAAACCUCACAAGCUGAAGGCUCCCAGCUCUCCACAGCUCCCCUCUCCUUCUUGGCCCCUCACCUGGCAAUGGAUGCACCACAGGACAGAAAUGAGCACUAGUAUGGGAGUCAGGAGCCCUGGGUUCUCUGCUCUGCCACUGAUCUUGCUCCUUCAGUUACCCCAUCUCUCCUGUAACUUUCACAUCUUCUUCACCACUGGUGCCUUUCUAAACCUGACCAAGCCCUGUCUCCCUAUCUUAAGACAUCAACAAGUCCUAGAUAGUUGUCCUGUCUCUUCCCUCCCGUGCACAGUCCAGCUCUUUGAACCAGGGGCCUACACUUUGUCUUCUCCUUGACUCCACUCACACUGCUCCUCAUCUCUCCAUGAGGUUGCCAGUGAUGUCCUAAUGGCCACACCCAGCAGAGUUUUUAGUUGGUCUUUGGUUACUUCCUUCUUUAAUGCUGGCAUCUUCCCUUUGGACUCCUCCGCCCUCCUCCCUAUUCCCACGGUAUUCCCCACUAUUCUAGGUUCGUCCCUUUAUCUGACUUCCCUCUCUUCUGGGAAUUUGGCAUCCACAGCCAGUCCUCAAGCCUCACCUCUGCAAACAACACUCAGAACUCUCUCCAGCUCAGAUCUCGAGUAAUGAGAUUUCCCAUCUAUUACUGGGACAGCCCUGCUUGGUCAGCCAUAGACAUUCUGCACACAGCAUAUCCCAAACCCAACUCACUGUCACUCACUUAAUCCUCCUCUGUAGUCUCUCUUGAUCAACCAGUUGCCUAAGCCAGAAACUGGGAGUCAUGCAGACCUUGUUCUGCUCACUCCCACACAACGAACCAAGUCCCGUCUUUCUAUUUUAAUGUCACUGUGAAAUCCAUACCCUUCUUCAUGCCCAGGGCUGCCACCUGAAUAUACUCUCCUCAUUUCCUCCCUGGGUGACUCAUAGCCCCACCUCAUCCUUUUGCCCCUGCCCUCCUCCCUGAAGCCAGAGGGGUCCUCCCCAAAUGCAAACCUCCUCCUCACAACCUGUAUUCCAGAGUUGCAGGAUGUCUUUCCAGGACCUUUUCUUGGACCCAUGGGCCUUGGCUUUGGGUACAAGGUGCUGGCAGCACUCUGCCUACCUUCCAGACUUGUCUCUGGCACCCCACAUGUGCACAGCAUGCCAGCCUGGGAGAGAUUCUCCCUAGCAGCCUCCAAAUACGUUUUUGUGCCAGGCAAGUCCUUCUUUCCAGAUCACCCUUUUUUCCUUCUCCCCACUACCUUCCUGCCUAAUAAUUCUUCAUCCCUAAGACUCAGCUGAAACGUAGCCAUUUCUGGGAAGCCAUUCCUGACCCUCUUUGCCUACCCCUGCAUACAUUUUGAUUUUGAUGCUGAAGGCAGUCUCCUUAUUUAUCUCUAAGCAACCACACCCUGUAAAUUGUUCCAUCACAACCUGUAUUUCAGUUUCAAUGUACUGUGAGUUCCCUGCUCUCAGGAGACUGACCCUUUUUAUAUUACUGCUAAGCCUCAGUAAAUGAGUGAAUGAAAAUGAA